AUGCUGCUGUUUGGGCAGAGUCAAAAGUCUUUCCUACAACACCUCAGGGUUCAUUUCAGCAGCUCAAUCGGUGUCGACGAAGUAAAAGCCCUGGCUGCAUUAAUGACAUACAAAUGCGCCGUAGCGGAUGUUCCUUUUGGUGGUGCCACGGCAGGGGUGAGGACUGAUCCGAGGAAACACUCAGAUCAUGAGCUGGAGAAAAUAACGAGGCAUUUUACUGUAGAGAUGGCCAAGAAGGGAUUUAUAGAUGAGAGUGGGCCUGGGAUUGAUGUGCUGGCCCCUGAUGUCAGUACUGGGGAGCGGGAGAUGUCCUGGAUAGCUGACACCUACACCCACACGCUGGGGUACCGGGAUAUCAAUACCCAGGCAUGUAUGACGGGGAAGUCCAUCAGCCAGGGAGGCAUCCACGGGCGACAUUCCGCCACUGGGCGGGGGGUCCUGCAUGGCAUUGAGAACUACGUCACCAACACAGACUACAUGGACUGCAUUGGCCUGAGCCCCGGCCUCCCUGACAAGACCUUUGUGCUGCAGGGCUUUGGCAAAGUGGGGUUGCACACCAUGAAGUACCUGCACGAGUAUGGAGCCCGCUGCAUCUGCGCUGGGGAGACAGAUGGAGCCAUUUACAAUCCCAGAGGGAUCGACUCCAAGGAGCUAGAAGACUAUGAGCAGGGCCACGGCACCAUAGUCGGCUUCCCGAAAGCAGAGCCCUGUGACGGCAGCAUCCUGGAGGUCCCCUGCCCCCCCCUCGUCCCUGCCGCUAUUGAGAAGCAGCUCACGAGGGAGAACGCGCCGCGGGUGCGAGCAAAGAUCAUUGCAGAAGCUGCCAACAGCUCCACUACACCAGCCGCACACGAGAUAUUCCUGCAGAGAAACAUCCUGGUCAUCCCGGACAUGUAUGUGAAUGCAGGUGGUGUGAUGGUAUCCUUCUUCGAGUGGCUGAAGAACCUGAACUAUGUUAGCUACGGCCGCCUCAGCUUCAAGUACGAGCGGGAAUCUAGCUACUGCCUCCUGCAGUUGGUGCAGCACAGCCUGGAGCAGUGGUUUGGCAAGGCCAGAGGGGAGAUCCCCAUCAUCUCGUCCCCAGAGUUCCAGGCCCGCGUGACUGGUGCCUCAGAGAAGGACAUCGUGUAUUUGGGACUGGCCUACACUAUGGAGCAGUCAGCCAAGCAAAUUAUGACCAUGGCUGCAAGGUACAACCUGGGCCUGGACCAGAGAACCGCUGCCUACCUGUGUGCUCUGGAGAAGGUGUUCACCGUGUACAGCGAGGCCGGCUUCACCUACUGA
Molecule: messenger RNA, 1284 nt
Organism: Opisthocomus hoazin
Lineage: Eukaryota; Metazoa; Chordata; Aves; Opisthocomiformes; Opisthocomidae
Source: RefSeq, a predicted model, not a curated record